Molecule: messenger RNA, 2019 nt
Organism: Amoebophrya sp. A120
Lineage: Eukaryota; Dinophyceae; Syndiniales; Amoebophryaceae
Source: the annotation of a GenBank genome assembly
CUCUACAGUUCCACACGGGACAAACUAUGACGCCCCUUGCUUUAUUACUCUUUUCAACGAAUUUUACCCGUAGUCAUAGGUGCUGCGAGCCUUUUCCGAUUUCAUAUGUUUUGGAAGAAGUCAACCAUACGAACAUCAUGUGAGCAACCACAGUAUCACACGUGUACGUAGCAGCCGUUCAAGUUGACGAUGGCUUUGGCCUUUCUCAGAGCAUCAAAAUGCGCGAGGACCACUUCUGUCUUGUCGUAUCACCGUGGCAGUAGAAGUGCUAGAGCACGCGCGUGCCAAAAGGCGAGCCACACACCAGCCAUGCUGCGGACAGGUAGCAGGGGUGUCUCCAAUACUGUACGCGCGGAGGAAUCCGACGGUGCCAGCGGCCGCGGAGAGGGCUCUUCUGCAUCAAAACAAGCUCCCACAUCGAUCUCAGCAAAUGAGCGGCUGACUUUGUUGCUGCGCCGCGUGCAAGGAAUCGAUCAUCCAAGACCAAGUGGGACGUCGGAAAACGAAAGUAGCGAGAAGCUCGCACGGAUUUUUCUGAAUACCCAGUAUCCGAAACUGCUGGCGCCAAACCAUCGUUGCUGGAAGGAUGCCAGCUUGCGGGUCGCCACCGACGGAGCCUACCGCAAGUUGAAAACGCAGUUUGGCCUUCUACCGGACCUAGUCGUGGGAGACAUGGACUCUAGUUUCCUGGAGAUCCCGAGCGUGGCGGCUGGGGAUGUGGCACUGUCAACCAGAAAGCUGCAGUCGGAGCGGAAAGCAGAUGCCGCUCAAGAGGCCGAUGUUCCAGCACUCGUGUGCAGAAGUUUUCACGAAUGGGCGGACGAAAUUUUGACGGCAACAGUGGGUCGUGAACAAGACGGUAUUUGUGCUGUCAGCACUGCAGCUGCAGAAAAUCGAAGCAAAUCUGAAAUACCCUCAUCAACGUUAACAGACGAGGAUAUUGCGUUCAUCACACGCCCCACGAAGCACCAGGUCAACGAAGCAGGAGAAGUCGAGCCCUAUCUUGCGCCGACGUUUUUCCAAAGGUUUAUGCCAGCUGCGUUUUUUCGUUCGUGUUCCAUGGAAAAGAACACUUUGCCCCACGACCACCUCAGCCGGCGCGAAGCCCACCACGAUCUUCAUGUGCUGGACCCUGUGUCUGCCAAGGAAAUUCGCUACAAUCGAUUAAAGCCAGUCGUCGAGAAGUUACGGCUGAAGAAGCUUCCGCAAAACAACAUUGAGUUUAAUUUCAACAACAUGGUGGAAGCGGUUUACGAAAUUUCUGACGGCACUCCCAUGCUGCACAUGCCGGACCAGAACACGACAGAUUUAGAAAAAGCCCUCUCCUUGAUUGACCCGAGGGUGUUUACCGCGGGUGUGGAGAUCGUUGGAAAAUUUGCGGGUGUGAAGGGCAGAACAGACCACUUUUUCGCCCUGUGCAACACACUGUACAAAUACAGCUGUGAAAACAACCGUGAUCAACAUGCACCAGAAGAUUAUUACAGAGGCGGAGAAUAUCACAGCUCGCAGUUGUUUCUCCCACUCGUCUGCACUUCCGACGGCGAUUCCCUGAUGUGCUGCUUGCCACGCGGGCGGACGGUAAUACCGUUGCCACGAGUUCGCCGCGAAGAUGAUCAUAAGCACACCGGGACCGAAACAAGCGCUCCUGUACCAGGAAAGCCUUCGUUGAAGGUGGGUUUGAUUCCCCUGGCAGCGUCAACAUCUUCGACCGAAGCUACGCCCGGAGGACCCGGCUCGUCACCACCUUCUUCGCUCCCAAGAGUGACGACGAGAGGCCUGAAGUGGAACUUGCGGAACGACGAGCUCUCGUUUGGAAAAUUGGUUUCGACGUGUAAUCAAAUCGAAGACGGGGCGGAGGAGAUCGUCGUGGAAACUACAGUGCCUGUCCUGUGGACACAGAAUCGCGUGUGGAAUAGUGAGGAAGAAGCAGAAGCACUAGUACGUCAACACGCUACAGGUGCUAGCGGUGGAACAUCGUUUACCACUACAGGAGGCUGCUCGUCGAGAUCUCGACUCUGA